GGUGCAGUUUGGUCAGUGAGCAAACACACACGCGCGCGCGCGCGGCAGCGGCGGCGGCGGCUCUGUCCUCGUGAGGAACUGUCGCCUCCUGAACUGAGACUGACUUGGUGGGGCUCCAGCGAUGAGUCAUUGUUGCGGCUGUUGACGGCAGAUGGUCUUCAGGUCCAGGCCCAUCUGACGCUGGACUCCCACUGCGCCUCCGCUCCGCAGGUUCUGAGGUCUGCCGUGUUUGGGGGAAGGGUGACGGUCCCCACAAGGACAGAGAGGGACACACACACGUGCGUGUUUCAAGUGAUGGUGCUUGAAUGUUCUUGUCGUAUGUUGGAAGGAAUGUUCCUUCAACACACACACACACAGCGACACACAGCGACACAGGGGGAGGUCAGAGUCUGAUAAGACCCACCGAGAGUCUAAAUGUGGAAGGGCUUUGAGAUAAGAGCCACAGUUCUUCGUGUGAGGACUGGACUCUGUGUCGCGAGUCAAACCGUUGCUGACUCUUCACUGAAGCUCACCACAGAAGAUCCCAGAGGAACCAGGCCCAGAACCAAGGUGAGCCCCGUAGGUCCAGUGCUGAUGUUGGGACCGGCGUGAUGAUGAUGAUGAUGAAGAUGAUGAUGGAGUCAGAGGCUGCUUCUGUGGCUCAUGAAAACUGUUUCUCAGAGGAGACUCACCAGGACGUGAUGGAGAGAGAGGAGAAGACUGGAGAAGACCAGAGGGAGAGAGAGGAGAAGACUGGAGAAGACCUGAGGGAGAGAGAGGAGAAGACUGGAGAAGACCUGAGGGAGAGAGAGGAGAAGACUGGUGAAGACCUGAGGGAGAGAGAGGAGAAGACUGGUGAAGACCUGAGGGAGAGAGAGGAGAAGACUGGAGAAGACCUGAGGGAGAGAGAGGAGAAGACUGGUGAAGACCUGAGGGAGAGAGAGGAGAAGACUGGAGAAGACCUGAGGGAGAGAGAGGAGAAGACUGGAGAAGACCUGAGGGAGAGAGAGGAGAAGACUGGAGAAGACCAGAGGGAGAGAGAGGAGAAGACUGGAGAAGACCUGAGGGAGAGAGAGGAGAAGACUGGAGAAGACCUGAGGGAGAGAGAGGAGAAGACUGGAGAAGACCAGAGGGAGAGAGAGGAGAAGACUGGAGAAGACCUGAGGGAGAGAGAGGAGAAGACUGGAGAAGACCUGAGGGAGAGAGAGGAGAAGACUGGAGAAGACCUGAGGGAGAGAGAGGAGAAGACUGGAGAAGACCUGAGGGAGAGAGAGGAGAAGACUGGAGAAGACCUGAGGGAGAGAGAGGAGAAGACUGGAGAAGACCUGAGGGAGAGAGAGGAGAAGACUGGAGAAGACCUGAGGGAGAGAGAGGAGAAGAUCUGUGUGAGGAAGGAGAGGCGGAAGGUGGAAGAGGUGGAGGUCCAGGUGUUUGGAGACCCGACAGGUGAGCUGGCAGAAAGGAUUGAAGGACAAAGAAGGAAAGAGGAGGAAAGUGCGGCCCAUGACGGAGGGAUGAAGGCAGCAGUGGAGGAAGGCGGACAACAGAAGCUGCUGGAUCGGAGGGAGGCCGGGGCUGGCUGCAGACCUCCUCUUCCGGAUCCCACCGUCCACCGGAGGUGCAGCCUCCUCGCCAGCGAGGCCUGGUACAAGCAGGACCUGGAGAGGAUGAGGGGUCAGAGUGGGUUCGUCCCCACAGCUCAGGUGUCUCACUCUCGCCGCCUCGGCGCCGUGGUCUUCCAGGUCCAGUGCCAGCGGGACGGCAGGAGGGAGGCGGCCCUGUCCCUCGACUGCGUCCUGCCCGAGACCCCGGAGAGGCGCGCUGCCAGGGAGGCCUCGGAGCUGCUGAGUCAGGUGGUCCAGGACAGGCAGAAGAACUGGACGUCCCUCUUCGCGCUGAUGCCCCAGACGCCCGAGACCGCGUGGGUGCGCGAGCUGACUGCGCUCCAGAGUGAGAACAAGUACCGGGAGCAGGGCCGCAGGGGGCGGAGCCACAGCCUGUACUCGCGGCUGGCCGAGACGCCGCAGACGCAGCAGGCCAGGAGAGCGCAGCAGCUUCUCCGCCAGGUCUCACGCUUGUCUGCACCCUCCUCCUUCCUGUUUUACUCUUCUCACGUCCUGUUCCAGAACAAGCACCAGCAAGUCGCCCUCUACCGCCACCUGGCGGACACUCCGGAGCUGCAGCACGCCCUGGCCGUCUCCCAGCUGCAGAGCCAGACCCGCUACAAGGAGGCGGGGAGGAAGAGCGCCGCCUGCUGCCUGUUCGCCGCUCUGCCGGAGACGCUGGAGACGCUGCACGCCAGAGAGGCCGCCCACCUCUGCAGUCAGGUCAAGUACAAAGAGGAGGCUCGCCAGCAGAUGAGCGUCAGCCUGUUCUCCGUCCUGCCCGAGACCUCCCACACCCGGCCCGGCCGGGAGCAGCGCGGCCCGCGCAGCCAGGUGAGCUACAGAGACGCGCUGAAGCAGAUGCAGACCAGCCUGUUCCACACGCUGCCCGAGACCCCAGAGACACAGUUUGUCAAGCAGCUGACGGAGAUGCAGAGUCAGGUGAAGGCCCCUCAGCAGCCGCUGCUCCAGGCCGCCACGGCACUGUACCACACGCUGCCCGAGACCUGGGACACCAGGCACGCCAGGGAGGCGGGCCAGCUGCUGAGCCAGACCCAGUACAACCAGGAGGCUCUCAAGCUCAUGGCCAGCAGUUUGUUCGCCCAGCUGCCAGAGACCCUGGAGACAGAGUUGGCAGCCAAGAGGGGCCAGCUGCAGAGCCAGACCAGGUACAAGCAGGAGGCGGUGAAGAGCCUGGCUCAGAGUCUGUACCGGCAGCUGGCGGAGACCCGGGAGACGCAGCAGGCCCGAGCCCUGUCUGCGCUCCAGAGCCAGGCCAGGUACGGCCAGCGCAGCCGGAGAGAAGCCUCCAGCUGCCUCUACCAUCUGCUGCCUGACACGCUGGAGACGCGACACGCCAGGGAGGCGACGGUGCUGCACAGCCAGGUCCGCUACCGCAGCCGGGCCCGGAACCAGAUGAGCUCCAGUGUCUUCUCUCUGCUGCCUCGCACGCCCCACACGCAGCUGGCCAAGGCUGUGAUGGAGCUGCUGAGUCAGACCAGCUACAGGAAGGACCGUGAAGACCUGAGCGACCCCUUGUUUUCUAAACUUCCUGAAACUCUGGAGACCCAGUUUGUCCGUGAGAUGUCGGAGCUUCACAGCGAGAGCCAGUACAAGGAGGCCAGCAGGAGGGACAUGGAGAGGAGCCUGUACUCGCUGCUGCCCGAGACCCGGGACACGCGACACGCGCGCCAGCAGACGCAGCUCCGCAGUCAGGUGACCUGCAGCAGCCGCCCUCCCUCCUGCGCCGGCCGGGACAACAGCUCAGGCCGGGUGUGUGUGUGUGUGUUGCAGGAGCAGGAGAGCAGGCGCAGCGCCCCCUGCAGUCUGUACGCUCGGAUGCCCCGGACCAUCGAGACCGUCUUCGCCUCAGCAGUGAGCAAGUCGCAGAGCGACAAGCUCUACAAGGAGAAGUUCCACCGAGAGAAGGGGCGCAGCAGCUACAGCAGCAUGAGCCGGCUCCCGCAGGUGGAGCACGCCCUGCAGGUGGCGCGGCACCAGAGCGACGUCUGCUACAGGAGAGGAGGGAGGCAGCAGCUCCACCGGAACAGCGCCGGCAGCCAGGUGGCUCGCUCCCUCCUGGACAGGUCAGACAUCCUCCACGCCACGCAGGUGUCCAGGCUGGCCAGUCAGGUGGCGUACAGGGGCCCUCUGCAUCGCUCCUCUUACAACCCUCUGGACUCUCUGUCUUUCCAACACACACGAGCUGCUGCUGCACUGGCCAGUCAGGUGAAGUACAAGCAGAACCAGAGAGCAGAGGCCAGCGGAGACGCCCGCCUCCUGCUGAGCCUGCAGCACAGCCUCCGCAGCAGCCGCCUGCACAGCAGCGUGGAGUACAGGAGGCAGCACCAGCAGACCAAGAGCCGCUGCCAGCUACACUUUGGAGAGACUCCGACCUACCAAGUGAUGAAGGACGCCCAGAAGAUGCUGAGCCAGAGUCACUACAGGAAGGACUAUGAGGAGCAGGUGAAGGGCCGGGCCCCGCUGGACCUGGACCUGACGCCUGGGCACCUGGCCGCUCAGCGAGCUGGCGGCCUGCUCAGUGAGGUAGUUCUCGCUCACACACGCACUCACACUCGCACUCACACACUCCCAGAGCUGCGGGUGUGUGUGAGUGCAGAAGGAGUACAGGAAGGACCUGGAGCAGGAGGUCAAAGGUCGAGGACUGUCGGGGCUGGGUCUGGAGGACACCCCAGCGCUGCUGCACGCCUCCUACCUGAAGGACGUCUACAGCCAGAGGAAGUACAAGGAGGAGGCGGAGCAGCUGAGGAGUCGCUACAGUCUGAGCUGCGAGACGCCCGAGAUGGAGCGAGUGCGAGCCAACCAGCGGCACGUCAGCGCAGUCCAGUACAGAGACCGGCCGGGCCUGGGAACCUCGGUGGUGGACACGCCAGAGAUGCAGAGAGUCCGGGCGAACCAGGACAACAUCAGCUCGGCAAGACGCGCCGCCGGCGCCGCCACACACACAUGCGCGCGCUCUCAUGUCUCUGUGCUCAGGUCAAGUAUCAGCGCGGGCUGCAGGCGCUGAGGGGGCGGAGCUGCAGCCAACUGGACACACCUGAGUACCGCAGGGUCAAGAGGUCGCAGGACUGCAUCUCCAUGGUAGCGCCUGACUCGCCCCCUGCUGGCCACAGGCGUGAACAAUAAAAGACUCAAAACCUUCACCACGUCCCGCGUGUUCCUGCGUUUGCUCACUGACUAAUGCACCCGUGUGUGUGUGUGUGUGUGUGUGUGUGGGUGUGUGUGCCCCAGUCACAUGACGUCCUCUUCUUCUUCUCCAGGCCAAGUACCACGAGGACUUUGAGCGCUCGCGUGGGCGUGGCUUCACGCCGGGUCUGGACGACGGCGGGAUGGAAGGCUACCAGCGAGCCAGUCAGAUGAUGACCACGGGCGGGCACCACCGAGCCAACGUGCCGCCGGAGGGGACGGA
Synchiropus splendidus (mandarinfish) is the source of this 5013-nucleotide messenger RNA. Its product is annotated as trichohyalin-like. Lineage: Eukaryota; Metazoa; Chordata; Actinopteri; Syngnathiformes; Callionymidae. Gene Ontology annotation, biological process: cardiac muscle thin filament assembly. The record is from RefSeq and is a predicted model, not a curated record. Gene Ontology annotation, cellular component: Z disc. Gene Ontology annotation, molecular function: actin filament binding. The transcript is spliced from 25 exons. Bases 591 to 4730 code for a protein of 1379 amino acids.